Messenger RNA from Anastrepha obliqua, 3422 nucleotides. RefSeq names its product exosome complex exonuclease RRP44 (gene Dis3). The coding region runs from base 107 to 3067 and encodes 986 amino acids. Gene Ontology annotation, biological process: rRNA catabolic process. Gene Ontology annotation, cellular component: nuclear exosome (RNase complex); cytoplasmic exosome (RNase complex). The transcript is spliced from 9 exons. Gene Ontology annotation, molecular function: RNA binding; 3'-5'-RNA exonuclease activity; endonuclease activity. The record is from RefSeq and is a predicted model, not a curated record. Lineage: Eukaryota; Metazoa; Arthropoda; Insecta; Diptera; Tephritidae.
UUACCGAUUGCACAUUUGUUUUUUUCCACAUGUUUAGCCGCUUUCCAUUAGAGAGUUUAUGGUAAUCAUUUUCUUUAAUUAAUAGAAUCAGUAAUCUUCUGUAAAAAUGCAGACAAUACGCGAAUUUACUCGCAAAACAAAGCGUGGCAAUAUUCUGAAGAUUGUGCGUGAGCAUUACCUUCGUGAUGAUUUGGGUUGUGGUGCCCAGAUUUGUGAGAACUGUGUACAGGAUGAAACAUCUGUGUCCUUACUUCCUGAACGCGAGGUUAAAAGCAAAUUAUUCCCUUUUCCGCACUAUGUAGUAUUGGAUACAAAUGUGGUACUGAAUCAGAUCGAUGUGUUGGAAGAGGAUGCUAUAUCCAACGUGAUUGUAUUGUCCACGGUACUGAAUGAGGUGAAGCAUAAUAGCAGUGCGGUUUAUAAGCGUUUUCGCGAAGUUGUGCAGCAUAAGCCAAGAGGGUUCUAUGUAUUUGUGAAUGAACACCACAAGGAUACGUACGUUGAGCGUGAGCCCGGUGAGAGUGCUAAUGAUCGUAAUGAUCGCGCUAUACGAAAAGCUACACUCUGGUAUGAUCAACAUAUGGGAGAAGCACAAAAUAGUCGCACUUUCCAAAAGUCUGAUCGCCCGCGUACCAGGGUUGUAAUGCUUACUGACGAUGCCGACAAUAGAGAGCGCGCAGAAAAGGAUGGUAUACUGGUAGCAAACGCUGAGGAGUAUGUAAAGUCUUUAGUUGAUUUUCCUAUGCUGAUUGACAAGUAUGCUCGGAAGAAUUUCGAAAGUGACAAGAAAACAUUGCCAAUCUUCCCUACGCACUUAAGUGUGAACGAAAUACAUGACGGCAUUAAGAUGAAAAAGCUUCUGCAGGGGUCCUUUCAGGCAUCGCGUGAGAAUUACCUUGAGGGUGCUGUUUCGGUUGAAGGUUACGAGCAUCCGGUGCUUAUUCAAGGGCGGGAAGCAUUGAAUCGAGCCGUAGACGCUGAUAUUGUAGCAAUUGAGCUUUUACCUCAAGAAGAGUGGGCUGCACCUAGUGAAAUCGUUUUAGAAGAAGGUGUCGAUGAAGACCCGGGUGAUAACGUAGAACGAACUGAAAAAGAGAAAGUCGUGUUUGAAAAGAACGUAUCUAAAACUGAAGAAAUUCGACCUACGGGGAAAGUGGUAGGUAUUAUACGCCGCAAAUGGCGGCAAUACUGUGGUAUAUUACAACCUAGUCUGCUGGAAAACACAACACGCCACUUGUUCGUUCCUGCUGAUCGUAAAAUUCCACGUAUACGUAUAGAAACGCGUCAGGCGGAACAACUGCAGAAUAAACGCAUAAUCGUUGCAAUAGAUUCAUGGCCGCGUACUUCUCGAUAUCCGCAUGGUCACUUUGUCCGCAGCCUUGGUCCGUUAGGUGAUAUGAAUACCGAAAAUGAGGUAAUACUGUUGGAGCACGAUGUGCCGCACAGCAAGUUUUCUGAAGAAGUUCUGAGUUUUCUGCCACAAAUGCCAUGGAUUAUUACCCCGGAGGAUUAUGAAAAACGUGUCGAUUUGCGUGACUUGUAUAUUUGCUCUGUGGAUCCACCAGGCUGCACGGAUAUUGAUGACGCGCUCCAUUGCCGCGACCUGCCUAAUGGUCGUUUGGAAGUGGGCGUACAUAUCGCUGAUGUAAGUCACUUCAUUCGUCCCGGCAAUGCGUUGGAUAAUGAGGCUGCAGCUCGUGGCACUACUGUCUAUUUGGUAGGCAAACGUAUUGACAUGGUGCCGGAACUGUUGAGUUCCAAUUUGUGUUCCUUAGUAGGUGGAGAGGAGCGUUUUGCUUUUUCUUGUAUUUGGGAACUAGAUAAUGAGGCUAAUAUUUUAGCGAAACGCUUUCACAAAAGCGUCAUCAAAUCCAAGGCAGCAAUGACAUACGAACAGGCUCAAAUCAUCAUUGAUGAUACCACACAGCAAACUGAAAUCGCCAAAUCGCUUAGAAAUCUCAACAGACUCGCUAAGAUAUUGAAAAAGAGGCGUAUGGAUAACGGCGCUUUAGUGUUGGCUUCACCUGAGAUACGUUUCCAGGUGGAUAGCGAAACACACGAGCCACUCGAAGUAGAGGCGAAACAAGUGCGUGAAACUAAUUCCAUGGUCGAAGAAUUCAUGUUACUGGCUAAUUGCACAGUGGCUGAACACAUUUGCACAGAGUUUCCUGAAUGUGCUAUGUUACGUAGACAUCCGCGUCCAGCACCCAGCAAUUUCGAACCACUCAUAAAAGCUGCGAGUCAUCAAGGCUUCGAAAUUAAAAUUGAUUCGGGGUUGGAAUUGGCUAGCUCAUUGGAUGCAUGUGUGAAGCCAGAUAAUGCAUAUUUUAAUACAAUGAUACGUAUUCUGACGACGCGCUGCAUGAUGCAAGCAGUUUACUUCAUCAGUGGCACUCUACAGCAGGAGGAAUUCUUCCAUUAUGGUUUGGCGACGCCGAUUUAUACGCAUUUUACAUCGCCAAUACGAAGAUACUCUGACAUCAUUGUACAUCGGUUGCUGGCUGCAUCUAUAGGCGCUGAUAGCACAUACGCUGACUUACUCGAUAAGAAAUUAAACGAAGAGUUAUGCCAUAAUCUAAAUUACCGCCACAAAAUGGCACAAUAUGCUGGACGUGCAUCCGUAGCGUUAAAUACGCACUUGUUCUUCCGUGGAAAAACACAGGACGAAGAAGGUUAUGUACUGUUUGUACGCAAAAAUGCAUUACAAGUGCUCAUACCGAAAUUCGGUCUGGAAGGCACGGUGUAUCUGAAUUCCUUAUCCGGCGAUAAAGAGAAUACACCCGGUAGUGUAAUAUUCAAAUUUAACGAAGAGGAUUAUACGCAGCGUUGUGGUGAUGUAAUUUUUCACGCAUUCGAUCCGGUCACUGUACGUUUAAGCUUGGACUCACGCAAUGUUCAACAUGAAAAGCUUGUUUUCCAAUUGGUGAAACCAUACAUAAAGGGCUUUAGCGCAGAGUCGACGGCAGAUAGUGCGAAUGUAGAAAUGUCGGAUGUUUCAGCGGUCAAUCCAACCGAGGAAGCACCACCACAAAAGAAGAGCAAAAAGUCACAAAAAAAGAAGAAAUAAUACUUCAUAUGUAUAACUUUUUUACUAAUAAACGAAAUCCGCACCCAUACUACUUCAGUAUUGUAUUUGUGCAGAAAUAAAACAAAAUUAUGCCGAGUUUAGAGUUUCAUAUAAAUACUCAUAUGUACACUGGUGGAAAAAAUAAUAGAAACAAGAGCGAUUUGCAACUCUUACAGGUAAAUAUUUUUUAACUGAUCGUUCAAUCGAAGUCGCCUUUGCUGUAAAGUACCGCUGUAUAACGCUGUAUACCUUGGCAAAUUGCUUUAAUGCUUGUUCAGCUUCUCAGUGUUUUUUGAACAUUGAACUAUGGCAUACUCGUACUUUUGUGGAAAAAAAUAGAAACAAAUAAAAUUAA